UAAGGCGCCGCCGCCGCCAACGUGUCCGGUGUGCCACGGCGCGCAUAGGAUCUCGGAGUGUGUCAAGUUCAAGGACAUGAACGUCGAAAGUAGGUCAAGCGAAGCCUUGAAGUUACAUCUUUGCUUGAACUGCUUGAGGCGUGGUCAUAACGUCGAACAAUGCCGCCUCGGUUCGUGUCAGGUCUGUAAGGAAAAACAUAACACAUUAUUACAUAAUUAUAAUCAAUCAUUAUCCUUACAGGCUAAUAAUAAAACAGCUGGCCCGGCGCCCGUCAUUAGCGCGGCCAGCGCGUGCGCCGCGAACGCGAUAGCGGAUCGGGAGGGCACUUUCUGGUGGGGCGGCCCAUGACUUCACUGCCGUCACCCCCCGUUUGUCUUAAAAACCCUGAUAGGUACCAGAGGAUCGAGCAACUGCGCCAGCAUUUCUGGCAACGAUGGCGGAACGAAUACUUGGCCGAGUUGCAGCAACGUACCAAGUGGCGCCAGAGGCAGAAGGAACUCAAGGUUGGAGACCUAGUGGUGUUCAAGGAGGAGAACACCCCGCCACUCAAAUGGAGGCUCGGGAGAGCUCUACACCUCUAUUCAGGAGCUGACGGAGUCUGCAGGGUAGCAGAUUUCACCACGCAGAAGGGCGUGGUCAGAAGAGCGCUCAACCGAGUGUGCCCCCUCGCCUGCAUGAACGAUCUUGAAAGCAGCAGCUUUCAAGGGGGGCAGGGUGUUAACGCAUCAGCGGUCAAACCAGUUCUGGAGGGGUGAGGACUGCGGAGUAUGACGUCACGAGCGCGGCGACCACUCACCGCGCAAACCACACACGGCUCUCAACUAC
Cydia pomonella (codling moth) is the source of this 826-nucleotide messenger RNA. RefSeq lists its product as uncharacterized. The record is from RefSeq and is a predicted model, not a curated record. The coding region runs from base 346 to 756 and encodes 136 amino acids. NCBI's taxonomy places the organism in Eukaryota, Metazoa, Arthropoda, Insecta, Lepidoptera, Tortricidae. The transcript has 2 exons.